AUGGCUUCUGAGGGAACGACUCGAGCUGAUACUGGUAGUAGUGAAGCAGGAGAACCCAUUACUGCACAGCAUAUGAUGGAACUUCUGCGCACGCAGGCUGCAGCUUUUGCGGCCCAGCAACCUAAACAGCCAAUAGAGCCAGUGGUAACCUUUAAAAUGUUUCAAUCUGUGCAUCCUCCAGAGUUCAAAGGAACAGCGGAUCCAAUUGAGGCCAGUAAUUGGUUGAAAGAGAUUGAGAAGGCAUUUGAAUUGGUUCGAAUAGGGAAUGAACAGAAAACAGGAUUCGCGAGUUACUUUUUGAAAGGAGAAGCUAAUUACUGGUGGGAGUCUCGGAAAGUAGUAGAAGGUACAUGUACAAUUACUUGGGAAAGAUUUACAGAGUUAUUUCUUGAAAAGUACUUUCCUACUUAUAUGCAAGAUCAAAUGGAAGUUAAGUUCUUAGAGUUGAAACAAGGAAAUAUGAGUGUAGCGGAUUAUGAAGCAAAAUUUACAGAGCUUUCUAGGUUUGUUCCCGACUAUGUUGAUACUGAGGGGAAAAGAGCAAAACGAUUUCAACAGGGACUAACAACUUGGAUUAGAAGCCGAGUAGCUAUGUUUGAGUUGAAAGAUUAUACAGCUGUUGUCCAAAAAGCAAUGAUUAUUGAAGGAGAAAGUGAUUUUUCUCAAAAAGAGAAAGAAGGAAAGAAGAGAAAGAUGGAAGCAUCUGAAGGAGGUCAACACCAGGGGAAUUUUAAUAACAGGAGUGGAAGAAAAACAGAGUUUGGGUUUAGAAGGAGUGAGCAGUUCAGGAAUCCAGAAGCAAGAAGUGUGAUACGAAGUAAUCUCCCACAAGUGUCUAAUCAGGAGCGCAUAAUGAGGCCACCAUUGCCAGAUUGUAAGGUCUGUGGACGCAAACACCUAGGACCAUGCAGAAAAGCUAAUAUUGAAUGUUAUAGAUGUCAUAAAAAGGGGCACUAUGCUACGGAAUGCCCAAAUAUGAAGGCUCCGACAAGUAAUAUUUGUUUCAAGUGUGGGAAACCAGGUCACUACGCGAGAGAUUGUAGAAGCGUAUUUCCAGCCAACUCAGCAGCAUCGUCCGUCAAUCAACCUAAGGCCAGGACUUUUAAUAUGACUAUGAGAAAUGCCAUUCAGGACUCCAAUGUGAUUGCAGGUACGCUUUCAGUAAAUUCCAUGAAUGCUAAGGUGUUAAUUGAUUCGGGAGCUACCAGAUCUUUUAUAUCCAUGGAUUUUAUGAGUAAAGUCAAUAAUAAGACUCAACCAUUAGAGCAACCUUUAAUGAUAAAAAUUGCUGAUCAACAUCGUAUCCCCGUAGAUAAGAUUUGUCCUCAAUGUGUCAUAAAUAUAUGA
Molecule: messenger RNA, 1347 nt
Organism: Daucus carota subsp. sativus
Lineage: Eukaryota; Viridiplantae; Streptophyta; Magnoliopsida; Apiales; Apiaceae
Exons: 1
Coding region: 1-1347 (448 amino acids)
Biological process (GO): proteolysis
Molecular function (GO): nucleic acid binding; zinc ion binding; aspartic-type endopeptidase activity
Source: RefSeq, a predicted model, not a curated record